GGAGUGGGCGUGGGUGUGGGUGAGUUUGGGCUUUAUAAACGCAGCGAAUGGGCUUCAGCGCGGACCUCACUUGUUGAGUGAUCUCUAGGAGGACAGUCUGCCGCGAGCCUGACACACACUCCGUUCGAUCGGAAAAUGACGACGGCAAUGAUGAAAGGAUUUGUGCUGUUCGUCUGCUUGUUCUUCACAGUUGUUCAGUCCAUCACAUGCGAGGCCAACAGGAUAGACGCGCGCAAAAAGCACGAAAACGACGUGGCGCACCACAGCUCUGCCACAACAGCAGGAGCGUGGAAUCCGAAGCCAAAAAGACUCUUUGCCAGGACUCGCUAUCUGUCUCAGCAGAGACAUCAUGUGGUGAGACCUAAGCCCAGGUCUGAGGCGGUUUCUCCAGCGCGGCGCUGCGCCGGUCUGAUGGAGAGCUGCUCCUCGCUCACUCCCUGCUGUGACCCAUGUGCUUCCUGUCACUGCAGGCUCUUCAACACCAUCUGCCACUGCUGGAGACUCGGACACCUCUGCCCCAAGAAGACCUAAUCACCCCAGACGCACAUAUAUGUAUCGAUGCUUCUCAGUUGCUUUCACUUUAGCUCUGCACAUUGGACAUCAAAUGUUGUUUAGCGUACAAAAACAAAGUCAUGAAAAGUUGCUUCUUGGUUAGUUUAUAAAUAUUUCUUGAAGUUUGAUGGUAUCUCGUUCCCAGCUUUCAACAAUUCACCAAAGCCAUUUUUGUUUGUUUUUUGGUGAUGGCACAUCUGUCUAAUUUGACUCACUUCUACCAAAGAUUGGGCCAAAAUACUGCUCGAGUUUAGUUGCAUACUUUGAUGUUCCAGGAAUAUUCCGUACAGCUGGCAUAAUGUUGAUUACCACAGAAAUGAUUUCGACCCAUCUCGUGUUUUCUUUAAAACAAGCAGAAAGCACAGGCACUACAUUAAGUGAAUGAGGCCAAUUUUUGGAGGAUUUAAAAACUUUGAUUUUAUAAAAGCUCCU
Molecule: messenger RNA, 984 nt
Organism: Sinocyclocheilus rhinocerous
Lineage: Eukaryota; Metazoa; Chordata; Actinopteri; Cypriniformes; Cyprinidae
Product: agouti-signaling protein-like
Exons: 3
Coding region: 136-531 (131 amino acids)
Biological process (GO): adult feeding behavior; hormone-mediated signaling pathway; positive regulation of feeding behavior
Cellular component (GO): extracellular region
Molecular function (GO): type 1 melanocortin receptor binding; neuropeptide hormone activity
Source: RefSeq, a predicted model, not a curated record